AUGGGUGUUCCAAAAUUCUUUCGAUGGCUCAGCGAGCGAUACCCUGCCAUCUCACAGCUGAUCGCAGAGAACCGCAUUCCAGAAUUCGACUGUCUUUACCUCGAUAUGAACGGCAUCAUUCACAAUUGUACGCACAAGGACUCUGACUCCCCUUCUUUCCGGAUGACGGAGGACAAGAUGUUCAUCGCCAUCUUCAACUAUAUAGAGCAUCUUUUCGGCAAGAUAAAACCGAAAAAGCUGUUUUUCAUGGCCGUCGAUGGAGUGGCGCCCCGGGCCAAGAUGAAUCAACAGCGCUCUCGCCGCUUUCGUACCGCCCUCGACGCAGAGAAGGCUCGUGAAAAAGCAAUUAAAGAAGGCGUGGAGUUGCCCAAGGAAGAUCCGUUUGACAGCAAUUGCAUUACGCCUGGUACAGAAUUCAUGGCCAGGCUUACUAAACAGCUCAAGUAUUUCAUCAGCAAGAAGGUCUCUGAAGACGUCGAUUGGCAAGGCGUCGAGGUCGUGUUGUCUGGUCACGAAGUUCCCGGAGAAGGGGAACACAAAAUCAUGGAGUAUAUCCGACAAGCCAAAGCGCAGCCUGACUACGACCCCAAUGUACGUCACUGUUUGUAUGGGCUGGAUGCUGAUCUGAUCAUGUUGGGUCUGCUGAGCCACGACCCACAUUUCUGCUUGCUUCGCGAGGAAGUUACUUUCGGAAGACAGUCACAAAAGAAGUCCAAGGAGUUGGAGCAUCAGAACUUCUACCUCAUGCAUCUUUGUAUUGUCAGAGAAUACCUGGAACUAGAGUUCCAAGAGCUAAAGCAGCCGGGCGCUCUUGAAUUUGAUUAUGAUAUGGAACGAAUCAUCGACGACUUCAUCUUAAUGGCUUUCUUUGUUGGAAACGAUUUCUUACCCAACCUGCCAAAUCUGCAUAUCAACGAAGGGGCGCUGGCACUCAUGUUCCAAAAAUACAAACAAAUUCUCCCAACAUUGGGCGGUUACAUCAACGAGCAUGGUGUGAUCAACCUCCAACGGCUGGGAGUGCUCCUGGAUGAGUUGGCGGAGGUAGAAGAUCGUUUCUUUGAGGCAGAAUAUGCAGGUGCCAAAUGGAUCGACGCGAAACGGAAUGGACAAAAUGCAGACGAGCCACUGACGACUUCCCGUGGUCCUGUCAGGAUCUCUCCUGAACAAAAGCAGCUCUUCAAGGAGGUGAAGAAGUACUUUAUAUCACCUCUCAACAAGGACCCGGCGACAAAACAGCCACUCAAACUAUCUUCCACACUUCCGGCACGAGAUCGUAAAUUUGUCCAGCAACUCGCCACCGACUUGAAUUUGCAGUGGUCCACAAAGGAAGACAGCGACGGCAACCGCUUCCUUCAGUUGGAAUUCCCUCCCAAGGGCGCACAGGCAGAGUCGGACGAAGAAGACGAAGAGUCGGAAUUGGCCAUAAUGCGGGUCUUGAAGAGAUAUGAGAAUGCGAAAAUCGAAGAGAGCACCGACGAGCAAGCGCAACAAGACAUGCAGAAGAAGUACGAUCAAAAGUUUCAGGAAUGGAAAGAUCAAUACUACAAGGAAAAGUUCGGCUGGGGCCUUGAGAACGAAGAGGGCUUAAGGAAAUUGGCGGAAAACUACGUACAGGGAUUGCAAUGGGUCCUUUUCUACUAUUAUCGUGGUGUUGCUUCGUGGCCUUGGUUUUAUCAAUAUCACUACUCACCGAUGAUUUCGGACGUCAAGAGAGGUCUGGGCGCGGAUAUGCAUUUCAAACUCGGUCAACCUUUCCGGCCAUUUCAACAGCUGAUGGGCGUUCUUCCGGAUCGAAGCAAGAAAAUUGUCCCAGAAGUUUAUCACGAGUUGAUGACAUCAAAAGAUUCACCCAUCAUCGAUUUCUAUCCCCGAGAUUUUGCACUGGAUAUGAAUGGCAAGAAACAGGAAUGGGAAGCUGUGGUCAAGAUUCCAUUCAUUGACGAGCGGCGGCUUCUCGAUGCUAUGGCUUCUAAGGAUGCUCUGCUUACCGAAGACGAACGCCUCCGCAAUGACUUUGGGGUGAGCUUGAAAUUCACGUAUUCUCCAGAGGUCGACUACACUUACCCUUCAUCAUUUGUCGGAAUCUUCCCAGAUCUACCGCAUUGUCACUGCAUCCAAAAUGAAUUUGAGCUUCCGACAAUGGAUGGGCUGGAGCCGUAUGUGGGUCUGGUGGAAGGGGUCAAACUUGGUAUCGCAGCUUUGGCUGGCUUUCCGAGUUUGAAGACGCUCCCAUUUACCGGCUCGUUGGGAUUCCACGGCGUGAAUGUCUUCCAGCAAGACAGCCGCAAUGAGAGCAUGAUCGUCACCUUGUCAGAUACCGAAACGCGAACCAAAGUGGAGUAUGCCAAAGUUCUUUUGGACAGGCGUGUCUAUGUCGGAUACCCGUUCUUACAAGAAGCAAAGAUUGUCAAAGUUUCGGACGAGCUUUUCGACUAUGUCAUGGCGGAUGAUGGGACAAGCGUGCCUCAUCAGAUCAGGGCAAUUGAGCACUCUGGAAACGAAAUCGACCAGUUCCGGAAGAAGGCAGAUCGAAUUGAGAAGUUCUACAGCAAGAGACUCGGAAUGCUGAUCGGCGAAGUGGAAUCUCUGGUCCACGUCGAGAUGCUCAAGGGCCUCAAGAAACUGGACGACGGAUCGACUGUCAAGGAAUUUGCCGAGCUUCCAGGCCUCGACACUAUCCAUGCGACUCAGCUUAUAGUGGAAAAUGUGAUCAGCGAGGACAUUCGUUUCAUUGAGCAAGCAGCUCGACCCAUCGAAGAAGAAUUUCCAGACGGUACCAACGCCUUCUUCCUUGGAGAUUAUGCUUAUGGACGCCCUGUCAGUGUUAUCGGCCAUGAGAACGGCAAAGCAAAAUGUUUGAUUGCACUCUCGAAAGCACGUCAGGUGGAGUUUGGACGCGACAUUGCCCGUCAGGCAGAAAGGUUGUCACCCUAUACACCUUCAUACCAGGUUGCCCAGAGCCUCGGCUUGAAUCCCCUGGCACUAGCAAAGAUCACCUCCUCAUUUUCCAUCACGGUAGACGAUUCCAGAGUGAACUUGGGCCUGAAUCUCAAGUUUGAAGCCAAAAAGCUCAAAGUUCUCGGCUACUCACGCAAAGGCCAGAGCGGCUGGGAGUUCAGUCGAGCGGCUGUUGAACUGAUUCAGCAAUACAUGAUACGAUUUCCGCAGUUCAUUGCCGGCAUCCACAAGAACCCGCAAGGAGACAUGUUACCUGCAACAGCAUACUUUCCUGGCGACGAACAGCAGGCCAAAGAAAAAGUGAAAGAGAUUCAAGCAUGGUUGAAAGAGAUCGAGUCAAAGAGCUUCGAGAGAGUCCCGCUCGAAGCCGAGCAAUUGGAUUCCGAGAUUGUGAAGCGCAUCGAGCAAGCUGCGGACGAAGCACUUCGCUCAGAGCCUGCUCCGUACAACAAAACCAUUGGAGGAGUCCCUCGAAAUGCGCUUUUGAAGCCCUCGGAUGCGCAAUGGCGUCUUGGAAACCAAAGAUUUAGUCUCGGAGACAGGGUGAUUUACGUGGCUGACUCGGGCAAAGUCCCGAUUGCCUCCAAGGGAACUGUUGUUGGUCUGACCCAAACCACGAGGGAAACCUGGCUUGAUGUUGUCUUCGACGUCUCUUUUAUGAGUGGGACAUCGUUGGGAGACCGCUGCUCACCAUUCCGGGGAUCCACUGUGCCGACAUGGUCUGUUUUGAACCUCAGCAAUCGACAAGUGCUUGCUUCGUCAAAGGCAAGCGCAAACCGACAAACCAAUGGCACAGGGCACUCGCCUCUCACCGUCCCCGGUUAUGGCCAACCUGGCAUCGGAGGCUCGGGUCAAUUACGUCCAGCCGGGACUCCUCCAGCAUUGCGGGGUACGUGGCGUGGAGCUGUAUCUGGCCAUGCAUCUGGCGGUCGAGGCCAGUUGACUGGAACUUCCAUGCCAAUCCGGAACAUGUCUGGCUCACCUGCCAACGGUCACCGGGGCAAUGCGACGAAUGGCCAACAUGGUCGUGGUGGCCGUGCAUCGAUGGGUCAUGUCAGUGCUCGAGGAGGAUACACUAUCGUGGAUCGAGGAGACGCUCAAACUGGAGUUGUCCAGAACAAUCCUAAUUUCCGGCCGAAAUCGCAGAACAAUGUUCCUCCACCUGCAAGCUUGAAUCAGCCUGCCACCCCACGGGGUCGUGGUCGAGGACGAGGUGGUACGUCUAGGGGAGGACGAGGUGCAACGCCGCGUGGAGGAGUGUGA
Molecule: messenger RNA, 4221 nt
Organism: Fonsecaea nubica
Lineage: Eukaryota; Fungi; Ascomycota; Eurotiomycetes; Chaetothyriales; Herpotrichiellaceae
Exons: 1
Coding region: 1-4221 (1406 amino acids)
Biological process (GO): nuclear-transcribed mRNA catabolic process; rRNA catabolic process
Cellular component (GO): nucleus
Molecular function (GO): 5'-3' RNA exonuclease activity; RNA binding
Source: RefSeq, a predicted model, not a curated record